AUGUUUCGAAUUCUGUCAACAUAUUUUAAAAUCGUACAAUAUAAAAUUUGUUAUUAUUUUUUGGGAAUUUUUGCCGUUCUUGAUGAUUUAAAAGAUCGUGAUAAAAAUAAGUUUGAAAUUAUCAAAAAACAAGGAAAAGUAGCUGUUAUUACAGGAGGAGCUCGAGGUAUUGGCCUGGAAGUAGUUAAGAAACUAGUUCAAUGUGAGAUGCAUAUUGUAAUAGGAUGCCGCAAUGUGAAAGCAGGUCAAAAAACAAUCAAACAGCAUAUUCCGUCAGAUGCAUCUAUUGAAAUAUAUGAACUAGACCUUAAAUCAUUUACUUCGGUAAAAGGUUUUGCUCAACAAGUAUUAACCAAUCAUGAUCAAAUUCAUAUACUUGUAAAUAAUGCUGGUGUUAUGUUUGUACCAUAUGAAAAGUGUGAAGAUGGUUAUGAAGCACAUUGGACUAUAAAUUACUUGAGUCAUUUUUUAUUAACAGAAUUAUUAUUACCAGCUCUGAAAAAGUCAGGAUCGACAAAUGAGCAUGCACGAGUAAUAAAUGUUUCUUCUUGUGCUCAUGAAGCUUCUCCUCUAAUUAAUUUCAGCUUAAUUAGRAACAGUCAAGGUUAUAUUACAAAUGCAGCUUAUGCAAUGUCUAAACUAGCUCAAUUAAUGUCAACUAAAUAUUAUAAUAAAACACUAGCAAAUACUAAUGUUCAAGUUUUGGCUGUGCAUCCUGGCAUUGUAAAUACAGAAUUAUUUAAUGGAACAUUGUUGAAAAUGACAAUGCCGUGGAUAUUGAACUACAUUUGCAAAACUCCAGAAGAAGGGUCACGAUGUGUUGCUUAUGCUUGUGUUUCUCCAAUAUUAGAAGGAUGUGGUGGUUAUUAUGCGAAUUGUCAAUCUGCAAAAUAUUUACCAUAUGUUGAUGAUGAAGAGACACAAAAAAAUCUUUAUGAUACAUCUAUGGUUAUGAUAAAACAUUUUUUAUAAGUAAAUUAAUGAUUGGAUUAUUUGUAAUUAAUUCUU
This is a messenger RNA of Diuraphis noxia (Russian wheat aphid), 1008 nucleotides long. RefSeq names its product polyprenol dehydrogenase-like. The record is from RefSeq and is a predicted model, not a curated record. Lineage: Eukaryota; Metazoa; Arthropoda; Insecta; Hemiptera; Aphididae.